GCCCGUGGCUCCUCCCGCGCCGGCGGCUCCUCCUCGCCCGUGGCCGCGCCGAGCCCGGCGAUAUUUAACCUGGGCCGGGGAGCGGCGGCCCCAGCGACGGCCCCGGACACCGGCACCCGGGAGCCCCCGGACCCACCCGAGCCCCCUCGGAACCCCCAGAGCCCCCGGUCCCCAGCCCCGGCACCCGCACAGCCCCGGAGCCACCGCCGGCCCGGCCCCGCCAUGAGAGCCCCGGUGCCGGUGGCGCUGGGUUGCAUCAGCUUAGUGCUGUGUGUGCUGGAGCUGCCCGCCGGCCUGCCCCGGCCCCACGGCCGAGCGCACAGGCGCAGGGAGCCCCCGGACCGGAUCCCGUCCCUGCUGUCCCCCUUUGUGGACCCUGCUGUGCCGCAUGCUUCCGGCACUGCCCGGCACCGGCUGCCCGCGCCGUGGCCCCCCCCGGCACACGCGUCGCGGCACAGGCAGCGGCACACGCGUGGCCGGCGGCACACGCAGCUGCUGCGCGUGGGCUGCGUGCUGGGCACGUGCCAGGUGCAGAACCUGAGCCACCGGCUCUGGCAGCUGCGGGGACAGUUGGGGCGCCAGGACUUGUCCCCCAUGAACCCCCACAGCCCCCACAGCUACGGGUGAUGGGGACCCCCGGCCCUCGCCCGCUGCCCCCCCCCGCAUCUCCACUAAAGCACUUCCAGAGUCA
Pezoporus occidentalis (night parrot) is the source of this 691-nucleotide messenger RNA. RefSeq names its product adrenomedullin 2 (gene ADM2). The transcript is spliced from 3 exons. Gene Ontology annotation, biological process: adenylate cyclase-activating G protein-coupled receptor signaling pathway; regulation of systemic arterial blood pressure; positive regulation of heart rate. Gene Ontology annotation, cellular component: extracellular region. Gene Ontology annotation, molecular function: hormone activity. Bases 223 to 627 code for a protein of 134 amino acids. The record is from RefSeq and is a predicted model, not a curated record. Lineage: Eukaryota; Metazoa; Chordata; Aves; Psittaciformes; Psittacidae.